Molecule: messenger RNA, 945 nt
Organism: Microbotryum saponariae
Lineage: Eukaryota; Fungi; Basidiomycota; Microbotryomycetes; Microbotryales; Microbotryaceae
Source: the annotation of a GenBank genome assembly
AUGCCCGAAUCCCCCACCUCCGCUCGGCUCACCAAAGUCCUAUCCCUCCUCUCCGAAGCCCAUUCGACCGACCCCUGCUCAGAAUCUUCCACCUACCAUUCCACCCUCUCCUCCUACGUCACUCGCCUCUGCCGCGACGCCGGUAACGAAGAACCCAGUGAAGCGCUCGUGAUCGCUGCGAAUGCGCAACAUGUCAGGAGGUGGGAGAAGCCGAGGAAUGAGUACCCGAUGGGUUUGUCCGGUUAUAAGAUGUGGAGAGUGAGUGCGCUGCGGUGCGGGAGGGGUGAGCGGUCGUGGAUGGGGUGGGGUGGGUUUGCCCGAGGAUGGCACGUGACUUGGCUUCUCUUCUGGCACUUGCUGCUCUAUCCAAGCUUGAGCGUAGAACCGACCCCGGCCCGCAGUUGUUCGGGCUAGAACUGCACCAAACUUUACCCUACAACUUCAAGAACUAACUCGAAUAUUACGCCCUCUCUCCUCUCAGACGAACCUCAACAGAUUUCACUCCCAAGUCGCACGUGAGCUCAUGCUCCAAGCCGGCUAUUCCGAAACUUCCGAUGCCGAGCUCUUCCAACGCGUCGAUGAGUUGUUGCUCAAGAAGACGUUGGCGAGACCGCCUUUCAAAUAUCCUCUUAAAGGUGAGAGCUGUUGCAUGUCUUAAUGCAAGAUCAUCCGGCCCUUGACUUACGACCAGUCGCACCUUCACCUCUUCUACAAGAUCCCGAAAUGCACCUCUUCGAAGAUGCGAUCUGCCUCACGUUCCUCUCCACGCAAUUCGUCCAAUUCUCGGACCAACUCGACGACCCUUCCAAAAUGGUGGGCAUCGUUGCAAAAACCUGGGCCAAGAUGUCCACCUUGGGGAGAAAGGUCGCGGCGGAGGAAUUGGUCGGCACGCUGCCGUACGAGCUGAAGAAGGUCGUUCAGGAGGCGUUGGAAGGGACGGGCUGA